GUUAAGCCCCUGAUGCACGCACCCGCACUUACUGACACUAGGCUGAACCAGAGUAGCCAUUAUGCCUAAUAUGCGCGUCUUUGGGACAGUGUGGGAUAUCGGAGUACCUGAAGAAAAUCCGAAUAAACAUUGGAAGAAGGGAUGGACUUUCCCCUCAGACUGUGACAUGACUGGGAACAGAAUCCGGGUCCGCUGAGUUGCAAGACAGCAACAGCACCACCCCAAAGUUAGCUAAUAACAAUGCCAUUAUUAUGAUUACUAGUGAAAUUUUUAUGUAUUAUUAUUUAAGCAUAUAGUGCGUGCAUGUUCAGUGUAGGUAAGAGAUCUGAAAAUUCAGCACCUAAAAAAUAACUGCAUGCGAAGGAGUCCUCCUCCGCGGAUUCCACUCCGGCGUCUGAGCUCGCCGGUCCAGAUAGAAUCAGUUGUAGGAGGGGAUACGGAGACUCCUGCAGGCUGAAUCUAACAGCCUGCUUCUGCAGGUGAACACAGUGAUGCUGUAUAGGAAGAACUGGGGUUUAAUCCAGCAAAGAUGGUUUUUUUUUUCUUUUUUUUUUCCUUUUUUUUUUUUUUAGACUUGUAGCAAAAGCUGGAGAAUUUUGCAUAAUGUACAAUGAGCACAAAAUUGUCGCGGACACAGAAUUUUAUACAAGACUUCAAUGAAUACAAAUUAGAUACGCUAUUUUGAAGCAUCUUUGGAAUAUUAAAAGGCUGGAUCUCAUUGCUUCGUAAUGAUGAGAAAUAUUUGGUUCUGUCCGCGGAGUGUGAUCUUGGAAUACUGGACAGCACUUGUUUUGUUCGUCUUUUGGAUUCAGUAUUCUCGCGGGAUGCCUCAUGUCAUUCGAAUCGGAGGAAUCUUUGAACUUAUUGAAAGUGCUGGAGGCCAGCUUGUAAGCGCAGAAGAGCAAGCCUUUAAAUUUGCUGUCAAUAGCAUUAACAGAAAUAGGACUCUGCUGCCAAAUACUACACUAACAUAUGAUAUACAAAGGAUGAAUAUUUACGAUAGUUUUGCUGCAUCAAGGAAAGCCUGUGAUCAGCUUUCUUUAGGUGUGGUUGCAAUAUUUGGACCAUCUCACAGUUCCUCGUCUAACGCAGUCCAAUCAAUUUGUAAUGCAUUAGAAGUGCCGCAUGUCCAAGUGAGAUGGAAGCAUCAUCCGAUGGAUAACAGAGACACAUUUUAUGCUAACUUGUAUCCAGACUACUCCUCACUUAGCAUUGCCAUCCUAGACCUUGUUCAGUUUUUAAAAUGGAAGACCGCCACUGUAGUUUAUGAUGAUAGCAUGGGUCUUAUUAGACUACAGGAACUGAUAAUGGCACCCUCCAGGUACAAUAUCCGUUUAAAAAUCCGGCAGCUACCUCUGGACACAGAUGAUGCUAGACCGCUACUGAAAGAAAUGAAGAGGAGCCGGGAAUUUCGGAUCAUUUUUGAUUGCACCCACAUAAUGGCAGCACAGAUUUUAAAACAGGCACUGGCCAUGGGAAUGAUGACUGAAUACUACCACUACAUCUUUACUACUUUGGACCUUUAUGCACUUGACUUAGAACCAUAUCGCUACUGUGGAGUUAAUGUAACUGGGUUCCGGAUUUUGAACACAGACAACCCGCACGUGACUUCCGUGGUAGAAAAAUGGUCUAUGGAGCAACUCCAAGCAACACCAAAGCCAGAAUCGGGACUUAUAGAUGGAGUUAUGACGACAGAUGCUGCUCUGACCUAUGAUGCUGUUCAUAUAGUGUCUGUGUCGUAUCAACGAGCCCCCCAGAUGACUGUCAACUCUUUGCAGUGUCACCGACACAAACCUUGGAGGCUUGGUGGUCGCUUUAUGAAUUUUAUCAAAGAGGCCCAAUGGGAAGGACUAACAGGCCGGUUGGUGUUCAACAAGUCUAGUGGACUGCGGACUGAUUUUGAUUUGGACAUAGUCAGUUUAAAAGAAGAUGGGCUUGAAAAGGUUGGAACCUGGAAUCCAUCAGAUGGCCUUAACAUUACAGAGAUUCCACGAAGUCGAGGGAUAAAUAUCACAGAUUCUCUUACGAACCGCUCACGUGUCAUCACCACCAUUUUGGAGGAGCCAUAUGUCAUGUUUAAGAAGUCUGACAAGGCGCUUGCUGGUAAUGACCGAUUUGAGGGGUUUUGUAUUGACCUUCUGAAGGAACUGGCAAAUAUCCUAGGAUUUAUGUACGAGAUUCGGCUGGUGCCUGAUGGAAAAUAUGGAGCACAGGAUGAGAAGGGACAAUGGAAUGGCAUGGUGAAAGAACUCAUGGAACAUAAAGCUGACCUUGCUGUUGCACCACUUACUAUUUCUUAUAUUCGAGAAAAAGUGAUUGACUUUUCCAAGCCUUUCAUGACCCUGGGAAUAAGCAUUUUAUACAGAAAACCAAAUGGUACCAAUACUGGAGUCUUUUCAUUUAUGAAUCCGCUGUCACCAGACAUUUGGAUGUACGUUCUCCUUGCCUACCUGGGAGUUAGCUGUGUUCUUUUUGUGAUUGCAAGGUUCAGCCCUUAUGAGUGGUAUGAUGCUCAUCCUUGUAACCCUGGUUCAGAUGUUGUGGAGAACAAUUUCACUCUGCUUAACAGCUUUUGGUUUGGUGUUGGAUCGCUUAUGCAGCAAGGCUCUGAAUUAAUGCCCAAGGCACUCUCCACUAGAAUUAUUGGUGGAAUCUGGUGGUUCUUCACCCUGAUUAUUAUUUCUUCUUACACUGCCAACAUGGCUGCCUUCCUGACUGUGGAGCGAAUGGAGUCUCCAGUGGACUCAGCAGAUGACCUGGCCAAGCAAACUAAAAUUGAAUAUGGUGUUGUAAAGGACGGUGCUACUAUGACAUUUUUCAAGGUGUUUCUAUUUGUUUACAGGAAAUCAAAAAUCUCCACUUUUGAGAAGAUGUGGGCAUUUAUGAGCAGUAAACAAAACGCUCUCGUCAAAAAUAAUGAUGAAGGAAUCCAGCGUGUUCUCAGGGCUGAUUAUGCCUUUUUAAUGGAAUCUACAACUAUUGAAUAUAUCACUCAAAGAAACUGCAACCUGACCCAGAUAGGAGGCUUGAUAGACUCUAAAGGGUACGGGAUUGGAACCCCCAUGGGUAGAGCUUCUCCCUAUAGGGAUAAGAUCACUAUUGCAAUUCUCAACUUCAAGAGGAGGGCAAGCUGUCACAUGUUAAAGGAAAAGUGGUGGCGAGGAAGUGGAUGUCCCUGACGAUGAAAAGAAAGGGAAAAACGAGCGCACUGUGGAAUACAGAAUAUUGUGGAGGCAUCUUUGUGUGUGCUGGCAGCAGGACUUGUGCUUUCCGUAUUUGUAGCAAUAGGGGAGUUUGUGGUACAUAGGCCUGAGGAAAACUGCGAGGAAGCCGUGAAUCAGCCAGUGUGCAUGUGCGUCGUAUACCUGAGGAAGCGACAGCAGCAGAAUGCACUGUGUGAAGAAGAGAUCUUUCCUGCAGUGCUAUGGGCAGAUGAAAUACGAUUAUCAUUUACUUGUGAGAGGAGAGUAAAACACAAACCUCAGCCCCCAGUUAUGGUAAAGACUGAUGCAGUAAUCAACAUGCACACUUUCAAUGACCGAAGACUUCCAGGAAAAGACAACAUGACAUGUAACACUGGGUUAACACCGGUUGUUCCCUUGAAGUAAACAAAAAAAAAGGCUUUUUAAUACUAUAAACAGAGAGAAAAAUACCUUUGGGGGUUUUGAACAACAAAAAUUAAUAACAGCAAAAUAAUCUGCAGUUAAUCACAGUGAUUUUCUAUAUUGUGGAAGAGAAACUUGUGGAGGAAAUUGUGGCUUCUGAAAGGAGGAUCAGAUAAUGUAUCGGUGCUCAGACCACCUGUGUUUAAUUACUCUACAAAUAAUGACAAACAUAAAGUAGAACACAAGUGACUGGGGGAAAUGUGACGAGAAAAAAAGA
Erpetoichthys calabaricus (reedfish) is the source of this 3882-nucleotide messenger RNA. It is a transcript of the gene grik3, whose product is annotated as glutamate ionotropic receptor kainate type subunit 3. Gene Ontology annotation, biological process: monoatomic ion transport; synaptic transmission, glutamatergic; modulation of chemical synaptic transmission. The record is from RefSeq and is a predicted model, not a curated record. Gene Ontology annotation, molecular function: transmitter-gated monoatomic ion channel activity involved in regulation of postsynaptic membrane potential; kainate selective glutamate receptor activity. Gene Ontology annotation, cellular component: kainate selective glutamate receptor complex; presynaptic membrane; postsynaptic membrane. Lineage: Eukaryota; Metazoa; Chordata; Cladistia; Polypteriformes; Polypteridae.